UGCUCUAUCCAGAGAGAGGAAAGGAGUGGGGAAUCUCGGGUGCUGGGAGCUCCGGGGUUCCGCGUGGCUGCUUGGGAGCGUGGCUGGGGGGCGGGGAGGGAGAGGAGAAGGAGAAAGACUAGGGGUAGGGGGAGCUGUUCUCGGGCAGUCUGUCCCCCUGUGCCCUCCCUGGAACUGCGUUCUUGUUCUCCAUUGGCAAGUCCAGCCGCUUCCGAGCUCCCCAGGGCUGGGGUAACCACCAGCCCUCUCCAACCUUUUGAGGGCAACUCCCUGGACUUUGCGGUUCGGCUGGAAGCUCUGAAAGGGGGCGGGGCCAGAAGUUGGGGCUUCUUUAAGUGAAGGCUUGGCAGCCAGGUGAAGCUUUGGGGAAACUUGGGUAUCCACCGUGAUACAUGGGGAGAGAGGAGGAGGACAACGAUCUAGAGUGUCAUUUUUCAUGGGGAAAAAAAGAAUUUAUCAGAGAGGGCUUUAUAGUCAAAACGAAGCCGGUUAUUCCUAGAGGUGAACACGAGUGACCGGAGGUGUUGACUUGGUCUAGGAGGAAGUUGACACAGUUAAAGAAACAGCGUUUCUUUCGGUAGUGGAAAACAGUGAGUGCAGAGGUUAAAUCCAAAGGAAGAUUCUUACGUGUUUCCCAGAGGAGAUGAUUUCUUGAAAGGGAUAAUAGAAAGAGAGCUGGGUUUAGCCAGGAAGUGACCACUGACAGUUACCAGAGGCUGGCUAGUCACAACUCUCAGGUUCCUCCUUCGUACAAUAGAGAUGCCAGGGUUGGCACUCAUAACCUCCCAAGAUUGUCAUGGAGAAAGGCGCUAUGGAAAUUAAGCAUUCAAGCAAGAACUACUUUUCAUAAACCAUACAAGAAGACUGGAUUUCCCCAAUUCGGUGAUCAGUCGAAUUGCACCCUUUGCCAAUAAUGAAGUAAAACUGUGUCUUUCUCAUUUUUGUCAUUUACUGGAUUGGGAGUUUAUUUUUCCCCAGAACUGCUGUGGCCAAAAAAACCCUAUUCAUACUAUGGUCAACCUAGGGAUGAACCUUUCUGAAUCUAGCUAAGGAUGUAUACUGGGUUCUCCAGCAAGACAACAUCUGGAUUUGGUUGCUUCUGGCUCUUGGACUAAACAGCUGGUUUAUUAUCCUUCAACACAUUUCUGGACUAAUUGGUUGAAAACUGUGGAUGGCUACUGGAGAUCUUCCACAUGCUUUCAAGAUAAUUUCAGAGAACUGGACUUUAUAUAUGAACUGAGAAUUUAGCAAUCGUGAGGGGGAGUCUUCAAAUCACCUCAAAAAAUGGUGGCCUUGUCAUUAAAGAUUUGUGUCCGCCACUGCAAUGUAGUGAAAACAAUGCAGUUUGAACCAUCAACGGCGGUGUAUGAUGCCUGCCGAGUCAUUAGGGAGCGGGUACCUGAGGCACAAACUGGACAAGCUUCUGACUAUGGCUUAUUCCUAUCCGAUGAGGAUCCCAGGAAAGGCAUUUGGUUGGAAGCAGGCAGAACGCUGGACUACUACAUGCUGCGGAAUGGGGAUAUUUUGGAAUAUAAAAAGAAACAAAGACCUCAGAAAAUACGGAUGCUGGAUGGAUCAGUGAAGACAGUGAUGGUGGAUGAUUCUAAAACUGUUGGGGAAUUACUGGUCACGAUUUGUAGCAGGAUAGGGAUAACCAAUUAUGAAGAAUAUUCAUUAAUUCAAGAAAUAAUUGAAGAGAAGAAAGAGGAAGGAACAGGAACACUGAAAAAAGACCGAACGCUACUGCGAGAUGAAAGAAAGAUGGAGAAACUAAAAGCCAAACUUCACACUGAUGAUGAUUUAAAUUGGCUAGACCAUAGUCGAACGUUCAGAGAACAGGGAGUGGAUGAAAAUGAAACUUUGCUGCUCAGACGGAAAUUCUUUUAUUCAGACCAGAAUGUAGAUUCAAGAGAUCCCGUGCAGCUGAAUUUGCUUUAUGUUCAGGCUCGAGAUGAUAUCUUGAAUGGCUCCCAUCCAGUCUCCUUUGAGAAAGCGUGUGAGUUUGGUGGAUUUCAAGCCCAGAUACAGUUUGGACCUCAUGUAGAACAUAAACAUAAACCUGGGUUUUUAGAUCUAAAGGAAUUUCUGCCCAAGGAAUACAUCAAACAAAGAGGAGCCGAGAAGAGAAUAUUUCAGGAGCACAAGAACUGUGGUGAGAUGUCAGAAAUAGAAGCCAAGGUGAAGUACGUGAAACUGGCACGUUCUCUCCGGACAUACGGGGUCUCCUUUUUCCUCGUGAAGGAAAAAAUGAAGGGUAAGAAUAAACUAGUCCCCCGAUUGCUGGGUAUCACUAAGGAUUCCGUGAUGAGAGUGGAUGAAAAGACCAAGGAAGUGUUGCAAGAGUGGCCCCUUACUACUGUCAAGCGCUGGGCAGCAUCACCCAAGAGCUUUACUCUGGAUUUUGGAGAAUAUCAGGAAAGUUAUUACUCUGUACAAACAACUGAAGGAGAACAGAUAUCUCAACUUAUUGCAGGCUAUAUUGACAUCAUCCUCAAAAAGAAACAAAGUAAAGAUAGAUUUGGAUUAGAGGGUGAUGAGGAAUCAACGAUGUUAGAAGAAUCUGUUUCCCCUAAAAAGUCCACCAUCCUUCAGCAGCAAUUCAACCGAACAGGGAAGGUAGAGCAUGGCUCUGUGGCAUUGCCAGCUGUCAUGCGUUCUGGUUCCAGUGGACCAGAAACGUUCAACAUUGGCAGCAUGCCGUCCCCGCAGCAGCAGGUCAUGGUUGGCCAGAUGCAUCGAGGACACAUGCCUCCACUGACGUCAGCCCAGCAGGCUCUGAUGGGAACAAUUAAUACAAGCAUGCAUGCGGUUCAGCAAGCUCAGGCGGACCUCAGUGAAGUUGAUAACCUACCACCUCUUGGGCAAGAUAUGGCCUCUAGGGUAUGGGUUCAGAACAAAGUCGAUGAAUCAAAACAUGAAAUCCACUCUCAGGUUGAUGCUAUCACGGCUGGAACAGCUUCAGUUGUUAACCUCACAGCUGGUGACCCUGCAGACACAGAUUAUACCGCUGUGGGCUGUGCCAUCACCACCAUCUCUUCCAACUUGACGGAAAUGUCCAAGGGUGUGAAGCUCCUCGCAGCCCUCAUGGAUGACGAUGUGGGCAGUGGAGAAGACCUCCUGAGAGCAGCUCGGACAUUAGCUGGGGCAGUAUCAGAUUUGUUGAAGGCUGUGCAGCCAACUUCUGGAGAGCCUCGACAGACUGUGUUGACUGCUGCUGGAAGUAUUGGUCAAGCCAGCGGGGAUCUUCUGAGACAGAUUGGAGAGAAUGAGACAGAUGAGCGAUUCCAAGAUGUACUAAUGAGUUUAGCCAAAGCAGUUGCUAAUGCUGCUGCCAUGUUGGUGCUGAAAGCAAAGAAUGUUGCCCAGGUGGCAGAGGACACCGUUCUGCAGAACAGAGUCAUCGCUGCUGCAACCCAGUGUGCCCUCUCCACCUCACAGCUGGUGGCAUGUGCUAAGGUAGUGAGUCCCACACUCAGCUCCCCUGUUUGCCAAGAACAGCUGAUUGAGGCUGGAAAACUUGUCGACCGUUCAGUGGAAAACUGUGUCCGAGCCUGCCAGGACGCCACAGAUGAUAGUGAGCUCCUGAAGCAGGUCAGUGCGGCUGCCAGUGUGGUCAGCCAGGCCCUACACGACCUCCUGCAGCACGUCCGGCAGUUUGCCAGCCGAGGGGAGCCUAUUGGCCGCUAUGACCAGGCAACUGACACCAUCAUGUGUGUUACUGAGAGCAUCUUCAGCUCGAUGGGAGAUGCUGGUGAAAUGGUCCGGCAGGCCAGAGUCCUCGCACAAGCUACCUCAGACCUUGUCAAUGCCAUGAGGUCAGACGCAGAGGCUGAAAUCGAUAUGGAGAAUUCCAAAAAGCUUCUGGCGGCUGCAAAACUCCUGGCUGACUCUACCGCCCGCAUGGUCGAAGCUGCAAAGGGUGCUGCUGCUAAUCCAGAAAAUGAAGAUCAACAGCAGAGAUUGAGGGAAGCUGCAGAAGGACUCCGAGUUGCAACCAAUGCAGCAGCUCAGAAUGCUAUAAAGAAAAAAAUUGUCAACCGGUUAGAGGUUGCAGCGAAACAGGCUGCAGCUGCUGCUACUCAGACAAUUGCAGCAUCCCAGAAUGCGGCUGUUUCCAACAAGAACCCGGCGGCACACCAGCAACUUGUCCAGAGCUGCAAGGCAGUGGCUGAUCAUAUUCCUCAGCUGGUCCAGGGGGUACGGGGAAGUCAAGCUCAAGCAGAAGAUCUCAGUGCUCAGCUAGCUCUCAUUAUCUCCAGCCAGAACUUCCUACAGCCCGGAAGCAAAAUGGUGGCUUCUGCCAAAGCCGCGGUGCCUACUGUCAGUGACCAGGCUGCGGCGAUGCAGCUUAGCCAAUGUGCCAAGAACCUUGCUACCAGCCUAGCGGAGCUGAGAACUGCCUCCCAAAAAGCCCAUGAAGCUUGUGGCCCAAUGGAAAUUGACUCUGCUUUGAACACUGUACAGACUCUCAAAAAUGAACUACAGGACGCCAAAAUGGCAGCUGUGGAGAGCCAGCUAAAACCACUCCCUGGAGAAACUCUCGAAAAAUGUGCUCAGGACCUGGGAAGUACCUCCAAAGCUGUUGGAUCUUCAAUGGCCCAGCUGCUGACUUGCGCUGCACAAGGCAAUGAACACUACACAGGGGUAGCUGCAAGAGAGACAGCACAGGCUCUGAAAACGCUGGCCCAGGCCGCUCGAGGAGUAGCAGCAUCCACCAAUGAUCCUGUGGCAGCCCAUGCUAUGUUGGAUUCAGCCCGAGAUGUGAUGGAGGGCUCAGCCAUGCUCAUUCAAGAGGCUAAGCAGGCCCUGAUCGCCCCUGGAGAUGCAGAAAGUCAACAGAGACUAGCUCAGGUGGCCAAAGCUGUCUCCCACUCACUGAACAACUGUGUGAAUUGCCUCCCAGGGCAAAAGGAUGUGGAUGUAGCCUUGAAGAGCAUUGGAGAGUCCAGCAAGAAACUGCUUGUUGAUUCGCUACCACCAAGUACCAAGCCCUUCCAGGAAGCGCAGAGCGAACUGAACCAAGCUGCAGCCGACCUGAACCAGUCCGCAGGGGAAGUGGUCCACGCCACUCGAGGACAGAGCGGAGAACUGGCGGCUGCCUCUGGGAAAUUCAGUGAUGACUUUGAUGAGUUCCUCGAUGCUGGCAUUGAAAUGGCUGGUCAAGCUCAGACUAAAGAGGACCAGAUCCAAGUGAUAGGGAACCUCAAGAAUAUCUCCAUGGCAUCCAGUAAGCUGUUGUUAGCUGCUAAAUCUCUCUCCGUCGAUCCAGGGGCCCCUAAUGCAAAAAAUCUCUUAGCAGCAGCCGCAAGAGCUGUGACAGAAAGCAUUAACCAGCUCAUCACACUGUGUACCCAGCAAGCACCAGGCCAGAAGGAAUGUGACAAUGCCCUCAGGGAACUUGAGACUGUUAAGGGAAUGUUGGAUAACCCCAAUGAACCUGUUAGUGAUCUCUCCUAUUUUGACUGCAUUGAGAGUGUAAUGGAAAAUUCCAAGGUGCUGGGUGAGUCAAUGGCAGGAAUAUCUCAAAACGCCAAGACAGGUGACCUUCCUCUAUUUGGAGAAUGUGUGGGAAUUGCAUCCAAGGCUCUCUGUGGCCUCACAGAAGCUGCAGCUCAGGCUGCUUACCUGGUUGGCAUCUCGGAUCCCAACAGCCAGGCUGGCCACCAGGGCCUUGUAGAUCACAUCCAAUUUGCCAGAGCUAAUCAGGCGAUCCAAAUGGCUUGUCAGAAUCUGGUGGACCCAGGCAGCAGCCCAUCACAGGUUUUGUCAGCAGCUACCAUUGUUGCUAAGCACACCUCUGCCUUGUGUAAUGCCUGUCGCAUCGCUUCAUCUAAGACAGCCAACCCUGUGGCCAAAAGGCAUUUUGUUCAGUCAGCAAAGGAGGUUGCCAACAGCACUGCCAACCUGGUGAAAACCAUCAAGGCUCUGGAUGGAGAUUUCUCUGAAGACAAUCGCACAAAGUGUCGAAUUGCAACUGUGCCCUUGAUUGAAGCAGUUGAAAAUCUGACAGCCUUUGCUUCCAAUCCUGAGUUCGUCAGCAUUCCAGCCCAGAUCAGCUCUGAGGGAUCUCGAGCACAGGAACCUAUCCUAGUCUCAGCAAAGACCAUGUUGGAGAGUUCAUCUUUCCUGAUCAGGACUGCUCGUUCUUUGGCCAUCAAUCCUAAAGACCCACCCACCUGGUCUGUCCUUGCUGGACAUUCUCAUACCGUAUCAGACUCAAUUAAGAGCCUCAUCACUUCCAUUAGGGAUAAAGCUCCAGGCCAGAGAGAAUGUGACUAUUCCAUCGAUGGCAUCAAUAGGUGCAUCCGAGAUAUUGAGCAAGCCUCCCUGGCUGCGGUCAGUCAAAAUCUGGCCACAAGGGAUGACAUUUCUGUCGAGGCUUUGCAGGAACAGUUGACAUCAGUGGUCCAGGAAAUCGGUCACCUUAUCGAUCCCAUUGCUACAGCAGCUCGAGGAGAAGCAGCCCAGCUGGGACACAAGGUCACACAGCUGGCAAGCUACUUCGAACCCUUGAUCUUAGCUGCAGUUGGUGUCGCAUCUAAGAUUCUGGACCAUCAACAGCAAAUGACGGUCCUGGACCAGACCAAGACAUUGGCAGAAUCUGCUCUACAAAUGUUAUAUGCUGCCAAGGAAGGUGGAGGCAACCCCAAGGCACAGCACACCCAUGAUGCCAUCACAGAGGCUGCCCAGCUGAUGAAAGAAGCAGUGGAUGAUAUUAUGGUCACCCUGAAUGAAGCUGCCAGUGAAGUAGGAAUGGUGGGAGGAAUGGUGGAUGCCAUUGCAGAAGCCAUGAGUAAGCUGGAUGAAGGCACUCCUCCAGAACCAAAGGGAACUUUUGUUGAUUACCAGACAACAGUGGUGAAAUAUUCCAAAGCCAUUGCUAUAACUGCACAAGAAAUGAUGACUAAGUCGGUUACUAACCCGGAGGAAUUGGGAGGACUUGCUUCACAAAUGACCAGUGACUAUGGGCAUUUGGCUCUCCAGGGCCAGAUGGCAGCAGCUACAGCUGAACCAGAAGAGAUUGGAUUCCAAAUCCGGACCCGUGUUCAGGAUCUUGGCCAUGGCUGUAUCUUCCUGGUGCAGAAGGCAGGAGCCCUUCAGGUCUGCCCCACUGACAGUUACACCAAGAGGGAGCUGAUAGAGUGUGCCCGCUCAGUCACUGAAAAGGUUUCUUUGGUUCUGUCUGCCCUCCAAGCAGGGAAUAAAGGGACUCAGGCAUGCAUCACCGCAGCCAGUGCUGUGUCGGGCAUCAUUGCUGAUCUGGAUACAACCAUCAUGUUUGCAACAGCUGGGACGCUCAAUGCCGAGAAUAAUGAAACCUUUGCAGACCACAGGGAGAAUAUUUUGAAGACAGCAAAGGCCUUGGUGGAAGAUACGAAAUUACUAGUAUCAGGGGCUGCUUCAACUCAAGAUAAACUGGCCCAGGCGGCCCAGUCAUCGGCAGCCACCAUCACCCAACUUGCCGAGGUGGUCAAGCUGGGAGCGGCCAGCCUGGGUUCUGAUGACCCUGAGACCCAGGUGGUGCUGAUCAAUGCCAUCAAAGAUGUGGCCAAGGCCCUUUCUGAUCUUAUUGGUGCUACUAAAGGAGCUGCCAGCAAGCCCGCUGAUGAUCCAUCCAUGUAUCAACUCAAAGGUGCAGCCAAGGUGAUGGUAACAAAUGUCACAUCCCUCCUCAAGACAGUGAAAGCUGUGGAGGAUGAAGCUACCAGAGGCACGAGGGCUCUUGAAGCCACCAUUGAGUACAUAAAACAAGAGCUCACGGUAUUUCAGUCAAAGGAAAUACCAGAAAAGACAUCAUCACCUGAAGAAUCGAUAAGGAUGACGAAAGGCAUCACUAUGGCAACUGCCAAAGCUGUGGCAGCUGGAAACUCGUGUAGACAGGAAGAUGUGAUUGCUACUGCAAAUCUGAGCCGAAAAGCAGUGUCUGACAUGUUAACAGCUUGUAAGCAAGCUUCAUAUCAUGCCGAUGUUGCUGAAGAUGUGAGAGCCCGAGCCUUGAGAUAUGGAACCGAAUGCACCUUGGGAUACCUGGACCUCCUGGAACAUGUCCUUGUGAUUCUUCAGAAACCAACACCAGACUUAAAGCAUCAGUUGGCUGCGUUCUCCAAGCGAGUGGCGGGUGCUGUGACGGAGCUUAUCCAGGCUGCAGAAGCCAUGAAAGGUACAGAGUGGGUAGAUCCAGAAGACCCAACAGUCAUUGCUGAAACUGAAUUGCUGGGAGCUGCAGCAUCCAUUGAGGCUGCAGCUAAGAAGUUAGAGCAGCUGAAGCCAAGAGCUAAACCAAAACAAGCAGAUGAGACUCUGGAUUUUGAAGAACAGAUCUUAGAAGCGGCCAAAUCCAUUGCAGCCGCCACGAGUGCCCUCGUCAAGUCAGCAUCGGCAGCCCAGAGAGAGCUGGUGGCCCAAGGGAAGGUUGGAGCCAUCCCUGCAAAUGCUGCUGAUGACGGACAAUGGUCUCAAGGACUGAUUUCUGCUGCCAGGAUGGUGGCAGCAGCAACCAGUAGCCUGUGCGAAGCCGCCAAUGCCUCCGUGCAGGGCCACGCCAGCGAGGAAAAGUUGAUCUCAUCCGCCAAGCAAGUGGCAGCUUCCACGGCGCAGCUGCUUGUGGCUUGUAAGGUGAAAGCUGACCAGGACUCGGAGGCCAUGCGCAGGCUACAGGCUGCAGGAAAUGCUGUGAAAAGAGCAUCUGACAAUCUUGUUCGUGCAGCCCAGAAAGCAGCCUUUGGAAAAGCUGACGAUGAUGAUGUGGUGGUGAAGACAAAGUUUGUGGGUGGCAUUGCUCAGAUCAUUGCCGCCCAGGAGGAAAUGCUGAAGAAGGAGCGAGAACUAGAAGAAGCAAGGAAAAAACUAGCUCAGAUCCGCCAGCAGCAGUACAAAUUCCUCCCCACAGAGUUGAGAGAAGAUGAAGGCUAAGCCCCCGAGCUGAGGUUGUGAGCCCAAGAGAACACUCUAGAAAGAACCGACCUGACAUCAUUCUGAUGGGCCACGUGCUUCCCUGGAAACUGCCUGACGUGCUUAGAAUGAGCACCAGACAAAUGUUUGUGUAUGUUCUUGUUCAUCUGUACAGCAACAGCUGCAUGAUCGUGUCAUCCCCGCGGUACAGUGUCCCCAUCCAUCAUUCUUCUUCUCUUCCCCUCCCUCCUUCACUGUAUCUCAGGAGAAGAUGCACAUUUUAUGAACUGUUACCCCCACCAAAAAAAAAAUCAGUAUUAUGUCACUCUGACGCCUGGAUUUUGUCAGUCCUUCCUCCUGGCCUGUUUUGGGGGCCUUUGGGGGGAUCUUAAUAGGAAGAAAGAAAAACUGUUUGAGAAAAGCCAUUCAUGUCACAGGUAUCUACCACUAUGGAGCCAAUGAUUCUUCUGCUUCUCAAGAAAAGAUGGCAGAUGUGGUUUGGAUGCAAUUAAGCCGCAAUAAUGCAAACCAAUGUGGAGUCUCCGAGGGUGAUGUGUGUCCCCCCAUUUUUGUGUUCUGGGAAUGGACUCACCCCGGAUUUUAGAAGAAUCAUUGCUCCCAAUUGCACUAGUCUGUGGGUCUGUUCUUGCCCCUUAUCUAUCAUCUACUUGUAUGAUACCUACCGAUUGUAUUUUCUGUGGCCCAGGAAGUGAAACAUUGUUUUUUAUUUUUGUUGUUUUUCCCCUCCAGAACUUCAGUGGGCUAGGGAAAAGGAGGCCUGUCAGACCUUGGGAAACGAGAGAUUAUAAUAAAACAUGCAUGCUUAGUUUCUCCUCUGAAGCUGCUUAGGUUUGCACAAAUACAUCCAGCCAUUCUCUGGUUAAGGUCCAGUAGAAAGGAGCCAUCUUUUGAAGGUUACCUCUGGGCAUUCAUCCAGAAUGGAUAAAGUGCUUAGUGCCUCCUCCUUCUCCUUUUUCUUCCCUCCCCCUACGAGCCUUUCCCUGUAUCAGAACUAUUGCAAUCUCAGAAUUCAGUCUCCAGAUUUGGAAAUUCAAUCAUUUAGGCAAGUUGAAGAUAAGAAAAUCACUCAAAAGCUCCGUCUCCUUGAUUGAGCAUCAGUAUAAUUAUAUUAGAACUUUCUGGACAUUUGUUUUUUUUUUUAGGUUCCUCUUGUCCUCCCCCCCUCACCUACGACAUUUUGAAUUUUCUUUCUCUUUUCUUUUUUAACACAGUGCUUCAUAGAGUAUUUUACCUUUCCCCUAAAUUCCCAAGGGCAUUCUGAUGCUCCUGUUAAAGAAGGUACAUGUAAGAUGACCCAGUCAUCCCAAGUAGAGUCCUUUGUAAAGUUCACGGAGAUAAAAUGGUUUGCAGAAGCUGCUAGUUGGACAAAAGCUCUCCCCCUCUGCCCCUUUCCUGGAGAGUCUGAGCUCGAUUUCUCCCUCCUUCUGUGAUACCCUGGACUCUGCUCUGUAUGAUCUGGAUUGGAAAGUCCACAAAGAAUGGGAAAACAUGGUCUUUCCAGCCUUCACAAGGCUUCACUUUUAGAUUCCAAUACAUUUCCAGAUGAAUCAGCUAGAGGGCAGAUCCCAGUCCUAGCCCAUCCAUCUUGCCAUCUUUGCUCUUGAACCCUUGUUAAUUGGACUUCAGAGCGAUUUCAUAGUAUUCAAAUACCAUUUAGCUAUUGAAGACUUCCCCUAUUUAAGAGACUUGCAUGCACUAUACAUAUCAGGGAAGUUUUUUAGAGACUAGUAGAAACUUAAAUGAUAGUGUCUAGAUUUGUUUUUGUUUUUAAACUUGAGAAUGUGUACAGGGAAUUGGGUUAAGAAGGCAAUGGACUUACCAAUUCCCAAGAAUAAAGGAAUAGAUAGACUGUGGCAUCUCAGGAAAAGCUAGAGAGUUUGUGGAGUAUGGUAGCUGGUCUGUAUGGAUGCUGCCUGGAGCUUGCCCCAUCCUUGAGCCUCUUCCAGGCUCUGCUCAUGGGAUGCACCCUUUGCUAAGCUCCUGCCUCCCACAGGUGGUGAUAAUGGUGAAGACUCUUCCUCUGUGUCACAUAGCUCAAUGAGAGGAGUCUGAAAGAUCUAUUGUAUAUACAUUAGGAAACUGGCAGAAGAAGAUAAAUAGAAAGCCAAAUCCUUUGCAGCUGUGAGGAACAGGAAAGAAAGACAAAGUUUAUUUUUGUAGAGCCUAAAUGUCCCCUUUGUCAGGGUUUUCUGCUGCUGUUACCCUUCUGGAUACUGUUGUCAAGAAAUAUUAUCCCUUGCAGAGUAGCCUUAGCUGGUCAUUUCCUUCCUCACUUAGCAUGUGCGCUCUCUCUCUCUCUCUCUCUCUCUCUCUCUCUCUCUCUCUCUCUCUCUCUCUCUCUCUCUCUCUCUCUCUCUCUCUCUCUCUCUCUCUCUCUCUCUCUCUCUCUCUCUCUCUCUCUCACCCUCACACACACAUAUCCUAUAUGAAUAACCUCAUUUGGGCAUUGUUUUAUCCAUAAAAUGGUAGGUGGCUUGGUGGUACAUUGGGGAAUUUUUUAAUAAUUGUUCCUGCUAGAUUUUCCCUCUUAGAUUUUUAAGUUGUCACCUACCUCUGGCUAAAAUUCAAAUUUUCCCGAAAGAUGAUAUCCCCAAACAUGAGUCUUUGUUUCAGGAAACCACUUUCAUUUCAGAGGAUCCUCUGAAAUGAUCCUUUUUGUUUCCUGGACCCCUUUUGUCAGUUUGAAGCCCAUAGAACCCUUCUCAGAUUAAUGUUUAUUUAAAUGCAUAAAAUAAAAUAGAUUGGCUUACACUAGAAACCUAUUAUAUUGAAAUAAAAUUAUUUUAAAACAUUUUAAGUUCACAACCCAAGUAAAAAACUCUGAUCUAGUCCAACCUCCUGCCCCUUAUUUUACACAGGAGAAAACUAAGGCCUAAAAAGAGGGAAGGAUGAAAUGAUAAGAGUCACAUAGCUAAUAAGUGACAGAAUGGAAUUCACAUCCAGGUCUCCUGAUUGCAAAUCCAAUUUUGACUAUUCUGCCAUUAAUGGGGUGAUAAAUGAGUAUCCAAUCUCUGGUUUACAUAAGAGUAACUAAUGAAGAUACAUGUGAGGUUAAAUUGCCUAUUAAAUGUGGGGUAUACUGGUCAUUGCUUUUUUUCUGUACUAGGAUCUAGAGUUUUACUUUGAUCUCCAGGGUCCAAGACCUGCUAAUUGAAGAGUUGUUGAGUAUUUGAGGAGUCCAUUUGACAAUGAACACAGAAUAACUAGCAAUUUAAUUUUUCUUCUUUGUAAGAUUAUCUCGAAUGCACCCAAAAUGAGCUAUACGCAGAGAUUAAACUGGACUGGAGAACACCAGCAUAUCUGAUUUUUAUAAAAGCCAUUUGGGGAGAGAAAGGACUAAAAGAUCCAAGAGUUACAUAUGCUUAAUAUCUUAUCUUCAGUAUACCUUAAUUAUUGACUCAUCCCCUAAUCAACAGUGACACUGAGUGCUAGUAUAGAAUACAAGGGGAAAUGGAAAUCAUGAGGCUUAUGGAAAUGAACUCACGGUUUCUAUAUUUGCAAGUAUCGGUUUUCUGGGGGUAUUUUUCUAAGAAUACUCAGCCAGUGAGUUUAUGGGCAAAACAAAUUUACAUUCAAUCUCCUUUACCAUCACCAAAAGAAAAAACCCAAAUCUAUGAAAACUUUUUAAAUUGGGGUUCUAAUGUAAGGAUAUGAUCUAUCAAGUUUACAAUUCUACUUUCUUUGUUUCCCUCCACUUGUGUGUAUGUGUGUGUGUCUCAGAGGCAUAUGCAAAGUGGCCAACUGGUUAUUUCCAGUGCCAUUGACGAAGGUGCCUCACGAGGACGUCAUUGGACUCCAGCUCCAAGGCAUAGCCUUUAGAAAUGCCUCACAUCCACUCACUCAAAAUGUCCCAGAGCAAACCUCCAUCCUCCUAAUCAGAGGGGUGGUUUUUCCUUGGGUGGCUCUAGGAAUCUUGUGCCUUCCUCUUAAUAAAAAGCUCCCUGUCCCCCGUUGUUACCCUGGGCCCUUUUUAAACUCAGCAGGAAAGGGAAAGAUGCAAGAUUAUUCUCCCAAAGGAGAUGUAUGUAGUUUGUAUAUAGAACGGAAAGAUGAGAUUAGAAAUAUUCCGUCCUUAGUCACAACUUCUUGACCUUGCUCUAAACCAAAUUCCUAAAUUAAAAUAGAGAUGUCAUUUAGGUUAUGCUUUCAUAAUGAAGCCUCUUCUGGGACCCAAAUGAGAAGACAACACUGCAAACACAAAUAAAAUACUCCUUUCAGUAUAAAACAUGAACAGCUUGAAUUUAUAUUUGUUCAGAGUCAAAAAUGGAGCAACCACUGAACCUAGCUAUCCCUUUCUAAAGGCUAGUGCUCUCAGUGGUGCACUAUCUAUGUGUGUAAAGACAGAACAAAGUAGUAAGAACUUCACUGAAUUUAGCUUUCUGAAUUAUGGUUUACAUCCUGGGUAGUCUUAUUACUUGGUUUUAGUUUUGUUUUUCAAUUAACAAGCAUUUUUUUCUCCUGCCCCCCCCCCCCCUUGAAUGCAGGGGAAAGAGAGGGAAGGGCAUACAACAAAGAAAAAUAAAUACAAAACAUUUAUAAUAUAUGAUGGGCAAACAAAACCAAUUCCCCUCAUUGGCCAGGUCCAAAAAUAUGUGUUCCAUUCUGUCCAUCACCUUUCCCUCAAGAAGUAGACAACAUGCUUCAUUAUCAGUCUCUCUGAAAUCAUAUUUUUCUACUACCUUUCUCAUUCUGCAACUGGAAAGGAUAGCGUAAGGAAACACCCACCACUAGUUUGAGGAUUUUGCAAGGUGAAAAUGAACACCGGGUAUAUUUUCAAUUCACAAACAAAAACCUUUGGGACUUUCUCAGUGAUACCGUAGUCCCUCCACUUUAGAGACAUACUGCAAUUCAAUGUCUUCUCCCUGGGUUGGUCCAAAGCUCCAUGGAAUUUGGGUUCUGGAUUAAUGAAUGAAGAGGUUCUUAAUGUCCCAUAAGACUCCUACCCGUCACUGCCUCCAUCUUUCUUUCUCUAGAAAUGGUUAUAUGUUAUAAAUCACUAGGAAUGGACUUUUUAAUGUUUACUCGUUAAAAAAACUAUGAAGGGAUUUUUUUUUCUAAAUGAAAUUUGAUCUUUUUCUUGCUGUGUCUGCUUCCUUACAAAGCAUCCAUGUUUUAAAUGCUCAAUCUUGAACUCAGAAUUGUUACAGGGUGUAUGAGACAGGCUUUUGCUUGGCAGCUUGCCCUCAUCAAGUUGCAAAUCCAGAAGGAAUCAGGAAUGGCCCAUCCCUGAUGUCAUAGUGUCUGUAUGCUAUUUAUCUGGCCACAGAAAUUAUUUUUUUGUAUUCACCAGAAAUAAACUUUUAAAGAAAUGAA
Molecule: messenger RNA, 14226 nt
Organism: Monodelphis domestica (gray short-tailed opossum)
Lineage: Eukaryota; Metazoa; Chordata; Mammalia; Didelphimorphia; Didelphidae
Source: RefSeq, a predicted model, not a curated record